AUGACCACUCCAACUUUACAUACCUCCACAGACCAAAAUGCGGAUUUCCUUAAGCGCUUCUCUUCCUUCGAAAACAAGAAAAGGCAACAUCCAAAGCCUCUGUCGCUUGAGGAGCACGUUCAGUUUCGCACGCGUGCCAAGUCUGUAAAGUACGUCAGACCAAAGCUAUCAGAGGGAACAGAGAUCAAUAUUGGCGGGAUACUGGGCAAGUGGAAACGUUUCUGUAAAGAGCUUCUGAAGACAGAAGACUGGCGGACAGUCAUCAAGACGAUAGAGGUGUCGACUAUUAUAGAUUUCUGCCUACACAUAUGCGAAUCGGACAGAGUAAAGGCUCAAGAGUCAUUGAAGCAGUAUUUUCGGCGAUUCCAACAGUUAUACACUUCCCAAACCGGGAACUUCAUGAACCGUAAUGAUGCUCAUUUGGUCUACGCGUAUAUGCAUGCCGUUCUUGUUCCACUGUACCGCCUUCGUCCUCCCAAUACCAACAAACCAGUUCUAGGGGUGGAGGCACUGCAUUCUAUCCUGACUUUCAACAUCGCCUACGAUCCAGCCAUUCAACCUCUCGAAAGGCAACGUAUCCAACUAUCAGGCUGUUACCAACUCCUUUGCUACACAGGCGUGCGGCCGGCUGAGCUCGUCUGUAACGAGCGAAAAAAGCCUAAAGACGGCACGGUGGAAGAAAUCUUCGGUAUUAAUGGCGUUUCGUCCAUUUGCACUGAUUCUCGCCUUAUAAACAGCACUGGGCAGGGGGAACUUGACGAGAACGAAGUCGAAGAGAUUCCAGAUAAGGGCGAAGGAGAGGUAGGGGUGAGCAAGAACAGAGGAGAGCAGCAAGUUGAACGUGGAAGACCAAAGGCCCUUUGCUACGAAGACAUUCUGCUGAUGAUAGUGCGUCACCCGGAGUCUGGUCGACCGAUCCCGGCGAUGGCUAUCAAAUUCGUCCACCACAAAGGGUGCGACAAUAAACCAAGACCUACCAUCUUCUACUUUACUCCAACAAGAAAAUUGAUCUUCUGUCCGGUGAGCCUGAUGAUUGGUAUAGCUCUUGAUGAUUGCGCUUUUGACGCUCCAAGCUUGGUUGAUGCCUCAAGUGUGAUGAAGGUAAAACCAUGGGGGCCCAUGCAAUGCAUUCCACUGCGGUGGAAAGAGUCAAUGCGCAGGAAAGCCGUGUUCCGACGUAUCAAGGGUGCGGAACUUUCAGAUGACGAGGCCAUGGUUUAUGCUAAGCUCCGUGAUGAUAUGGGUGAGCAGAGUCUCAAUGCCGGGUUCGAGGAGCGAUGGACUCCGAAGUUCUGCCGGAGAGGCGCAGGCAAUGCUGUGAAUGGCGACGCACCGGAUUCGAUCCGGGAUCAGAUGAUGCGUCAUGAUCCAAAGUUUGCUACCUUUCACGGUGCUUACCAAAAUCACAACCUUCAAUUCGACAGCCAGAACGCAUUCCUGGAGGAGGAGAAACAGGUCCAGCUAUUCAAACUCUUCGCCCACGUCAGUAUCUCGCGGGAUCCUCGUGCAGUGAGAGACAUGGUUCCCGAGGAUGUAUGGAGUAAUCUCCCACCAGACCCCGAGAUCAGCGAGCUCGAAGAGCUACGUGCCGAACUCAAGGGCGGCCAGCAUCGACUUGUCGGUAAUGAGCAUGAAGCCAAGAUCCGCCAGCUUACCUACACCAUCUCUUUGAAGCGUACAAAUCGCGAUAAGCUCGUUGUCAAGAAAUAUCGCGAAGACUACUUCUACAAUGGUCCUACCCGGGACAUUGAGCGGCAAGCCUGGGGGGAAGAGGAAGAUGAAUACGUAGAGCCGAAGCUGGAUCUGGACAUCCCCGAACGCGCUCGACUGGCUGAGCUGCUGUGCCAUCAACCAGAGCAUUGGAGCGAAGAACGGAUCUCGGAAGCUCGAGUUGAGGUUAUUGACCUAUACGCAGCUCUUUGGUGA
Molecule: messenger RNA, 1926 nt
Organism: Anthostomella pinea
Lineage: Eukaryota; Fungi; Ascomycota; Sordariomycetes; Xylariales; Xylariaceae
Source: the annotation of a GenBank genome assembly